This is a messenger RNA of Aureobasidium musti, 1425 nucleotides long. Lineage: Eukaryota; Fungi; Ascomycota; Dothideomycetes; Dothideales; Saccotheciaceae. The record is from the annotation of a GenBank genome assembly.
AUGGCAGCUGUACUUUCUCAACCGACUGCUGGCAGUUUGCUGGGCCGUCGCCGUGUUAGCAAUCCACAAUACAGCCCCAGCAUGGUAUCAUAUAUGCCGACCUACGACAUGAGCCUCAAGAACUCAAUGGCACAGCAACAUCAAGGCCAACCUCCUAUGUCUACCUCUCACUUCAUUCCCAUUCAAACUGGCCCAGAAAUGGAUGCAAUGAUGGACAUUAAUGCAUACUCACAACCAAGCAUGGUCUCAAAUCCCAUGGCAUACCACAACACAAUGCCCAUGGAUCACUCAUACACAAAUUACCAUAUGGCUAACACUUUUAAUGGAGGCAUGCCGGUCAUGCCCCUUGAGCCAAUGCCCCAAUGGCAAACAUACGACCACAUGUCCAUGCAACAGCCCCCUCUCUUGUCUCACAUGAGAAGUGAGAGCCAGUCAAGUAUUGAAAGCUGCCCUCCCUUGAUCAAGUCUGAGGACGAGCAAUCACCCAUUCUUCCCAGUCAAGUUUUCUUCAACACUCCUGCAUACUCCUCUGUACAAACCGACAACUCCAGCUCAGCCGGCUCAGACGACAUUCCUACCACAGCCUCCUCAACCGACAUCGACGCGUUAAUGAAAGCUAUCCAAUCAAAGGUCACCAACGGAUCAGAGCAAACAAACAAGCCAGUACUUCGCGAACAGCAGCAGGCAGAGGCUUCAAGCCCGUCGAAGCCUAGAAAGAGAUACCAAUGUUCGAUGCCGGACUGCAACAAGUCCUUCUACCAGAAGACACACCUCGAGAUUCACACACGAGCACACACUGGCGUCAAGCCUUUCGUUUGCAAAGAGCCUAGCUGCGGCCAGCGUUUCUCGCAACUCGGAAACCUCAAGACACAUGAGCGUCGUCAUACCGGCGAGCGCCCGUAUAGCUGCGAGCUCUGCGGCAAGACAUUUGCUCAACGCGGCAACGUAAGAGCACACAAGAUUGUCCACACAGCAGCAAAGCCGUUCACAUGCCGUCUUGAUGAGUGCAACAAGCAGUUCACUCAACUCGGCAACCUGAAGAGUCAUCAGAACAAGUUCCACCAAGAAACCAUCCGCAGACUCCGACAGACUUUUGAGAACCUUCACGAGGGCGACCACGUCAACUCGUGGGAAAAGGCCAUGUGGGACUACUUUACUGGUCUCUACAAGAACUGCAACAAGGGUAUCAAGGGCAGAGGCAAGGAUCGUCGCAUCAGCACCACCGGUCUUGGUAUCAAGUACGAAGACGAAGACCUCGAUCACCGACGCAACAGUUAUGCAAGCAUCAGCUCAGUAUCAAGCGGAUACAGCAUGGCAAACGGCAUGGAGCACCUGAACAUGGGUGUCUCAUCGUCAAUGCCCGAGCAACCAACAUUUAGCUCGCCUGUCUACAUGGUCCCGCAGGAGCAUCGCGCAUCCUUCUGA